GUCGCUACCUAAUCCCAAACGAAUCCCUCUCCUUGUUUGAUCCACCUUCUUCUUCUUCUCCUUCUUCUUUUCCUUACUCCUUUUCUUCUUCAUCUACAGCUUCAAUUUGCCGUCUUUUCUUUUUUCUUUCUCUGAAAUCUGGUUCUCUAUUGGCGUGGCGUUUAGUUGGGUGGAUGAGGUCGUACUGCGGCCCUGGUAAAUAUGGCUCCUCUUCCCAUCAAGUUUACGGAGCUUAUCAAUUUGACAAAUGCUGAAAUCGCGCCGACUUCGAUUGGUUUCAAUUCAUGUACUUUAGAAUCGGAUCACUUCGUCUGCGUCCGACAAAAACUCAACGAAGAUGAUAAGCCUCAGGUCAUUAUCAUUAACCUAAAGAACAACAAUGAAGUCAUCAAACGGCCGAUCAAUGCGGACAGUGCUAUCAUGCACUGGACCAAGAACAUCAUCGCCCUCAAGGCCCAAGGCCGAACGGUCCAGAUCUUCGACCUCUCAGCUAAGCAGAAGCUUAAGUCUGCCGUUAUGAAUGAAGAUAUCGUUUACUGGAAGUGGUUCAGCGAAACCAGCUUGGGUCUGGUCACCGAGACUUCUGUCUACCACUGGGAUGUUUUUGACCCCACCCAGUCUCAGCCCCUCAAGAUCUUUGACAGACUUCCUAACCUGAGUGGGUGUCAAAUAAUCAACUACCGUGUCAACGAUGACGAGAAGUGGAUGGUGGUGGUCGGAAUCAGCCAGCAGCAGGGACGUGUUGUGGGAUCUAUGCAGCUCUACUCCAAGGACCGUGGGAUAUCGCAAUUCAUCGAAGGUCACGCCGCCGCUUUCGCCUCGAUCCGAGUCGAGGGCUCGCCCCUCGAACACAAGCUUUUCACCUUCGCCGUUCGGACCCAGACCGGUGCUAAGUUGCAAAUCGCCGAAAUCGAUCACCAGGAGCCCAACCCUCGGUUCCAGAAGAAGGCCGUCGAGGUUUACUUCCCUCAGGAGGCUGUUAACGACUUCCCCGUCGCGAUGCAGGUGUCCAGGAGGUAUGACGUCGUGUACCUUGUCACGAAAUAUGGCUUCAUUCAUCUCUAUGACCUCGAGACUGGUACCUGCAUCUUCAUGAACCGAAUCUCCAGCGAGACUAUCUUCACUACUGCCAAUGACUCGGACGGUGCUGGUUUGGUUGGUGUGAACCGAAAGGGUCAGGUUCUUUCCGUCAGCGUCGAUGAGAACACAAUCAUCCAGUACCUGAUGGAGAACCCUGCCAUGUCAGGACUUGCUGUGAAGCUUGCCUCCAAGGCUGGACUUCCUGGUGCCGACCAUCUUUACCAGCAGCAGUUCGACAACCUGGUUGCCCAGGGUAACUACAGCGAAGCCGCCAAGAUUGCCGCAAACUCGCCUCGUGGGUUCCUCAGAACUCCCGAGACCAUCAACCGCUUCAAGAAUGCCCCCCAGGGUGGUCAGCAGAUGUCUGUUAUCCUGCAGUACUUCGGCAUGCUGCUGGACAAGGGCUCCCUUAACAAAUAUGAGAGUGUUGAAUUGGUUCGACCUGUUUUGCAGCAGAACAGGAAGCACCUGCUGGAGAAGUGGAUGCGCGAGAACAAGCUGGAGGGCUCCGAGGAGCUCGGAGAUAUCGUUCGCCCAUACGACAUGAACCUUGCCCUUACCAUCUACCUUCAAGCAAACGUUCCCCACAAGGUCAUUGCUGGAUUUGCCGAGACUGGUCAGUUUGACAAGAUUCUUGCCUACUCCAAGCAGGUUGGCUACCAGCCUGACUACACCUCGCUCUUGCAGCACAUUGUCCGUGUCAACCCCGAGAAGGGUGCUGAGUUUGCUACCCAGCUUGCCAACGAAGAGACCGGUGCACUCAUUGACUUGGACCGGGUCGUGGACGUGUUCUUGUCCCAGAACAUGAUCCAGCAGGCCACCUCUUUCUUGCUUGAUGCGCUGAAGGACAACAAGCCUGAGCACGGCCACUUGCAGACACGAUUGCUCGAGAUGAACCUCGUGAACGCCCCGCAGGUCGCGGAUGCCAUCCUUGGCAAUGAAAUCUUCACUCACUACGAUCAAACCAGGAUCUCCCAACUUUGUGAGAAUGCCGGUCUCAUCCAGCGUGCGCUUGAGAACACCGAUGACCCCGCGGCCAUCAAGCGUAACAUUGUCCGCACCGACAUGCUGAGCGCCGAAUGGCUCAUCAACUACUUUGGUCGUCUCUCGGUCGAGCAGACAUUGGACUGCAUGGACACCAUGUUGGAGGUCAACAUCCGCCAGAACCUCCAGGCUGUUGUCCAGAUCGCCACCAAGUUCUCCGACCUCGUCGGACCUACCCGUCUUAUCAGCCUUUUGGAGAAGUACCGUACGGCCGAGGGUCUUUACUACUAUCUCGGUAGCAUCGUCAACCUCAGUGAGGACCCAGAGGUUCACUUCAAGUACAUCGAGGCUGCUACUGCCAUGGGCCAGCUCACCGAGGUCGAGCGUAUCUGCCGUGAGAGCAACUACUACAACGCCGAGAAGGUGAAGAACUUUUUGAAGGAAGCUCAGUUGACUGAGCAGCUCCCACUCAUCAUUGUCUGCGACCGAUUCAACUUCAUUCACGACUUGGUUCUGUACCUCUACAAGAACCAGCAGUACAAGUCUAUUGAAGUUUAUGUGCAGCGUGUCAAUCCCUCUCGUACCCCCGCCGUCAUCGGUGGCUUGCUUGAUGUUGACUGUGAUGAGAGUAUUAUCAAGAACCUCCUGUCUACCGUCGACCCCUCUGUGAUUCCGAUCGAUGAGCUCGUUUCUGAGGUGGAGUCCCGUAACAGACUCAAGCUGUUGCUGCCUUUCCUCGAGGCAACACUCGCUACUGGCAACCAGCAGCAGGCUGUUUACAACGCCCUCGCAAAGAUCUACAUUGAUAGCAACAACAACCCCGAGAAGUUCCUCAAGGAGAACGACAUGUAUGACACAUUGACUGUCGGAAAGUACUGUGAGAAGCGGGACCCCAACCUGGCGUACAUCGCAUACAGCAAGGGUCAGAAUGACCUCGAGCUCAUCAACAUCACCAACGAAAACUCCAUGUACCGGGCCCAGGCUCGAUACCUCGUUGAGCGUGCUGACAACGAGAUUUGGUCGUUUGUUCUGAGCGAGAACAACGAGCACCGACGGUCGAUGGUUGACCAGGUUAUUGCCACCGCUGUUCCUGAGUCGACCGAGCCCGACAAGGUGUCGAUUGCUGUCAAGGCCUUCCUUGAAGCCGAUCUGCCUGGUGAAUUGAUUGAGCUUUUGGAGAAGAUCAUCCUCGAGCCAUCUCCCUUCAGCGAUAACAGCAGCUUGCAGAACCUUCUGAUGCUGACUGCCGCCAAGGCUGACAAGAGUCGUCUGAUGGACUAUAUUCACCAGCUCACCGAGUUCAGCCCCGAUGAGAUCUCCGAGAUGUGCAUUUCCGUUGGUCUGUACGAGGAGGCCUUCGAGAUCUACAAGAAGGUCAACAACCACGGUGCCGCCGUCAAUGUCCUUGUUGAGAACAUUGUCAGCAUCGACCGAGCACAGGAAUACGCUGAGCGUGUGGAAUUGCCCGAGGUGUGGAGCAAGGUCGCAAAGGCACAGCUCGACGGCCUUCGUGUAUCCGACUCGAUCGAAUCUUACAUCCACGCUGCUGACCCGUCGAACUACAACGAGGUCAUUGACACCGCAACCCACGCUGGCAAGGAUGAGGAUCUCGUCAAGUACCUGAAGAUGGCCCGCAAGACCCUGCGUGAGCCAGCCAUUGACACUGGCCUCGCAUUCUGCUAUGCCCGUCUCGACCAGCUUUCAGAGCUGGAGGACUUCCUGCGAUCUACCAACGUUGCCGAUGUCGAAGCGUCUGGUGACAAGGCUUAUGAAGAAGGUUACCACCAGGCUGCUAAGAUCUUCUACACCAGCAUCUCCAACUGGGCUAAAUUGGCCACUACCCUGGUGCACUUGGAGGACUACCAAGCCGCCGUGGAAUGUGCACGCAAGGCCAACAGUGUCAAGGUCUGGAAGCAGGUCAACGAGGCAUGCGUCAGCAAGAAGGAAUUCCGUCUUGCCCAGAUUUGCGGUCUCAACCUUAUCGUUCACGCCGAGGAAUUGCAAGACCUUGUACGUCAGUACGAGCGCAACGGCUACUUUGACGAGCUGAUUUCAGUUCUGGAGGCUGGUCUGGGUCUGGAGCGGGCUCACAUGGGCAUGUUCACCGAGUUGGGUAUCGCGCUCUCCAAGUACCACCCCGACCGCACUAUGGAGCACCUCAAGCUUUUCUGGUCUCGUAUCAACAUCCCCAAGAUGAUCCGGGCUUGUGAGGAAGCAAGCCUCUGGCCUGAACUUGUGUUCCUGUAUUGCCACUACGACGAGUGGGACAACGCUGCGCUGGCGAUGAUGGAGCGUGCCGCCGACUCUUGGGAGCACCACUCGUUCAAGGACAUCGUUGUCAAGGUUGCCAACCUGGAAAUCUACUACCGUGCUCUGAACUUCUACCUGCAAGAGCAGCCCUUGCUCCUUACGGAUCUGCUCCAGGUCCUUACCCCGCGAAUUGACGUCAACCGUGUUGUGCGCAUCUUCCAGACCUCGGACAACAUCCCGUUGAUCAAGCCGUUCUUGCUGAACGUCCAGACUCAGAACAAGAGAGCUGUCAACGAUGCCAUCAAUGACCUGUUGAUCGAGGAGGAAGACUACAAGACUUUGCGUGACUCGGUAGACAACUACGACAACUUUGAUGCUGUGGAGCUUGCUCAGCGAUUGGAGAAGCAUGAUUUGAUCUUCUUCCGCCAGGUUGCGGCCAACAUCUACCGGAACAACAAGCGCUGGGAGAAGUCGAUUGCGCUGUCCAAGCAGGACAAGUUGUACAAGGAUGCCAUUGAGACCUCGGCCAUUUCCGGCAAGUCCGUUGUGGUUGAGGAUCUCCUUCGCUACUUUGUGGACAUUGGCAGCCGAGAGUGCUAUGUGGGCAUGCUGUAUGCGUGCUACGAUCUGAUCCGCCCCGAUGUGAUCCUGGAGCUGUCGUGGCGCCAUGGCCUGAACGACUUCACAAUGCCGUACAUGAUCAACAUGCUGUGCGAGCAGACACGGUCGAUCGAGAUGCUCAAGAAAGACAACGAGGAGCGCAAGUCUCGGGAGGUGACACACAAGACGGAGGAGAACAACGCACCGAUCCUGGGUGGCUCGCGGCUGAUGCUGACGCAGGGGCCAGGGCCGGCACCCAGCCCGGCGCCUUAUGGACAGGCUAACGGGCUGACACCGCAGGCGACGGGCUUCCGUGGGUUCUAGACGUCGAGAUAUCCAAUCAUUUCUUAGCAACAAACUCUCCUGUGACAUUGCAUAAUUGCAACCUUUUUGAGUGUAUGUAUAACAUGAAACGAUCUGCGGCUGGCCUUUUUU
Molecule: messenger RNA, 5349 nt
Organism: Aspergillus wentii DTO 134E9
Lineage: Eukaryota; Fungi; Ascomycota; Eurotiomycetes; Eurotiales; Aspergillaceae
Product: clathrin heavy chain
Exons: 6
Coding region: 202-5238 (1678 amino acids)
Biological process (GO): receptor-mediated endocytosis; Golgi to endosome transport; intracellular protein transport
Cellular component (GO): clathrin complex; actin cortical patch; clathrin coat of trans-Golgi network vesicle
Molecular function (GO): structural molecule activity; clathrin light chain binding
Source: RefSeq, a predicted model, not a curated record